AUGACGACAGACAAUGAGAACGAGCAACAGCAGAAAGUGCAGGUGCGAUUCAGAAGUAGAGAGUCUAGGUACUCUGUCACAACAGCUCCCAUUCUUGUUCCAAUUGGCGUCAAGAGAAUCGGACUAUCAAGCAUUGUAAACCAGCUGCUGAAUUCAGACAAUCCAGAACCAACAGAAAAAACAAUCCCAUUCGACUUUCUAAUCGAAAACAAGUUUCUACGAACAUCAUUGUCCGAAUACCUUGAUGCAAAUGCCAAAUCUACGGAAAGCAUUCUCGAAAUCGAGUAUUUGCCAGUCCAAUCACCACCAUCACCAUCCCACUCGUAUCCACAUCCAGAUUGGAUUGCUUCGAUACGAUCUACAGAUGAUCUGGUGUUGACGGGAUGUUUUGAUGGGAAGGCGAGGUUGUGGGAUUAUAGUGGGAAUAGUUUGGCGAUACUUGAUUGUGGGAAGCCUGGGAAGGGGAUUAAAGCUGUUGGUUUUGUCAAGAGGAAGGAAGGGUUGGUUGCGUUAGCUGGUGGUGUUGAUGGUGAGAAAAUUGGUGCAUGGCAGAUAUCUGGUCAGACUGCCACCAAGCUAUACGACGCAAUUGGUCAUCGCGGUGCUAUAGAGUCGCUGGACGUAUCGCCUUCUCACAGUCAUUUCGCUUCAUCAUCAUGGGACGGCAAAAUACUAUACUGGACGACGGAACGUCCAACAGAUGAAGAUGACGAAGAAGACGAAGCAGAAAAUACCAAAUCCGGCCAAAAGAGAAAACAACCGCCAACAUCACGUCCAGCUCCUAUAAAAACACCGCUCUUGACAUUAGAGGGACAUAUCGGAUGUGUCUCGGCAGUUGCAUUCCGUCAAGGGAGUGAAGAAAAUAUCUUGUAUUCAGGUGGUUGGGAUCAUUCUGUUCGUGUGUGGGAUCUAGUUGGUAGAUCAAACACUCUUUCUAUGUCGUGUGAAAGUGUAGUCUCCGCUUUAGCACACUCUGCCAAUUCAGGGUUGAUUGCUACAGGUCACUCUGAUAGUCUUGUAAGAUUAUGGGAUCCUAGAUCUCAAGAUGGUGUUGCAGUCAAACUGAAACUGAAAUCACACAAGGGAUGGGUAUCUUCGGUAUCGUGGUCGCCAUCUUCUUCGCACAUGUUGGCUUCUACAUCAUAUGAUUCUACUGUCAAAGUGUGGGAUGUGAGAUCCACUACUCCUUUAUACACGUUGGCCGGUUCACAAGACAAGAGCAUGAAGCUGUUUGCCCUUGAAUGGAAUGAUCGUGUUAUUAUGACGGGUGGGGAGCAAGGGGAGCUGAAAACUUGGGAGUUCUGA
Messenger RNA from Synchytrium microbalum, 1305 nucleotides. RefSeq lists its product as uncharacterized. Gene Ontology annotation, molecular function: protein binding. The coding region runs from base 1 to 1305 and encodes 434 amino acids. The record is from RefSeq and is a predicted model, not a curated record. The transcript is spliced from 6 exons. Lineage: Eukaryota; Fungi; Chytridiomycota; Chytridiomycetes; Synchytriales; Synchytriaceae. Gene Ontology annotation, biological process: ribosome biogenesis. Gene Ontology annotation, cellular component: preribosome, large subunit precursor.